Saccharomyces eubayanus is the source of this 312-nucleotide messenger RNA. RefSeq lists its product as uncharacterized. Lineage: Eukaryota; Fungi; Ascomycota; Saccharomycetes; Saccharomycetales; Saccharomycetaceae. The transcript has a single exon. The record is from RefSeq and is a predicted model, not a curated record. Bases 1 to 312 code for a protein of 103 amino acids.
AUGGAGCCCGGAGGCCAACUCCCCGGAUCCAUAGAUGUCACUAUCGAUGAAGAUCUUGUGGACAAGAAUAAGCCCGGUGACAGAUUCAACGUCAUGGGUGCAUUCAAGUCGCUGAGUGCUGGGGGUAUGAACCAAUCCAACUCUAACACGCUGAUUGGGUUGAAGACGCUGAUCCUAGGUAACACGGUAUAUCCCAUGCAUGCAAGAUCUACACGUGUCUUUGCAAGGCAAGUCUUGACAGAUUUAGACAUAAGAAACAUCAACAAACUGUCAAAAAAGUUAACGUUUUUGUUGUUUUGGCCCAGUCCCUGA